This is a messenger RNA of Sturnus vulgaris (Common starling), 1281 nucleotides long. Its product is annotated as la-related protein 6-like. The record is from RefSeq and is a predicted model, not a curated record. Gene Ontology annotation, molecular function: mRNA binding. Gene Ontology annotation, cellular component: nucleus; ribonucleoprotein complex. Gene Ontology annotation, biological process: RNA processing. Lineage: Eukaryota; Metazoa; Chordata; Aves; Passeriformes; Sturnidae.
AUGUCUGCACAUGGCUCUGAAGUGGCCUCGGGGCUCGAUUCCCAGCCCAGCUGCAGCACUCCAGUGCCUGUACCAAGGAAUUCCCUCCUGGCACGGCCUCUCCCUCCCCCAUGGAGCUGCUCCCUUGCCCUGCUCAGCCAGGAGGACAUCGUGGAGAGCUACACUGGGAACUCCUGCGAGCUGGGGGUGGCUCUGCUGGACUGCAGCUGCUCGGCCCCAGACCCGCAGCUGGUGCGCAGGAUCGUGGCCCAGGUGGAGUUCUACCUGUCGGAUGAGAACCUGGCCAAGGACGCCUUCCUCCUCAAACACGUGCAGAAGAACAAGAUGGGCUUUGUCAGCAUCAAACUGCUGACAUCCUUCAAGAAGGUGAAAUACCUGACCCGGGACUGGCGCCUCACUCUCUACGCCCUCAAGUUCUCGGCGCUGCUGGAGGUGAACAAAGAGGGCACCAAAGUGAGGCGGCGGCUCCCGAUCCCCGAGUACCUGCUGAGCGUCCCCCCCAGCAAACUGCUGCUGGCCUGGGAGCUGCAGCCGCGGGAGCAGGACCUGCCCCUGCAGAAAAACUUCCUGGAGACCAUCACGAGGAUGUUCAGCCCCUUCGGUGCCAUCGCCUCCAUCCGCCUCCUGCGGCCGGGCCGCAAGCUGCCCUCGGAUGUGCGCAAAUAUUCCUCGCGGUUCCCCGAGCUGCUGAGCCGCUGCUGUGCCCUGGUGGAGUACGAGAGCCUGGAGAGCGCCCGCAGAGCCUUCGAGAGCCUCGGGCACCGCGACUGGCACAGCAUCAGGGUGGUGCGGCUCUGCGGGAAAGGGGGCAAGAAGAAAGCCGGGGAGGAGCGGGCGGGCUGGAAGGGGCCGCCGGCGGCUCUGACCUUCCCCUGCAGCCUCGAGGAUUCCCUGCCCAGCAGCUCUCCGGAGCCCGAUGAUGCCUCAGGGUCGCUGUCCCUCCUCCUGAACCAGGAUCUGAUGGCACCGACCUGGCCGGGCAGCGAGUUCACGCUUGGCAAUUCCAGCGCCUUUCCCAGCUCAGUCCUCAGCAGCAAAGACUUCCCUCAGCUCGGGGUGGGCUCGGGCACCGAGAGCCGCCCCAGGGGAGGCUCCUGGACACCCUGGGGCAGCGGCCUCUGUCCCGCGGCCAAACCUGCCCCCAGCAAUGCCCUGGCAGCACCGUGGGUGUCCGAGCCCCCCAGCCCGUGGGACGAGGUCCUGCGCCUGCCCCACAGCCCCGAGGGCACCAAGGGCUUCCCCAGCAGCUUCGGGCUAGGGGAACUCGCCCUCCGGCGCUGA